CCCUUAAGGUGAAUCAUGGCUGCCUCUUCCUUUCCAGGAGCCACAGAAAAGGAACUGAAGGUGAUUCAGCCUGAGAAGUCAGUGUCCGUUGCUGCUGGGGACGCUGCCACUCUGAACUGCACUCUGACUACCCCGCAACCUGCGGGACCCAUUAGGUGGUUUAAAGGAACAGGGCCAAAUCGGCAGUUAAUCUACAGUUUCACAGGAGAACACUUUCCUCAAGUUACAAAUGUUACAGAUGCUACUGAGAGAAACAACUUGGACUUUUCCAUCCGUAUCAGUAACGUCACCCCAGCAGACGCCGGCACCUACUACUGUGUGAAGUUCCAGACAGAUUUAUCAGAGUAUGGCAAGGAACUCCGGUCUGGAGGAGGAACAGAGCUCUAUGUACUUGCCAAACCUUCCCCACCAGUGGUGUCCAGCCCUGAAGCCAGGGCCACAUCCGGGCAGACAGUGAACUUCAUCUGCAAGUCUCUUGGCUUCUCUCCCCGGAAUAUCAGCCUCAAGUGGUUCAAAAAUGGGAAUCAACUUCCCCAAUCGGAGACCACUGUGACCCCUGAGGGAGAGAAUGCCUCCUACACCAUCUUCAGCACAGCCAAGGUGGCACUGACGUCCAAGGAUGUUCGUUCUCAGGUCAUCUGCGAGGUAUCCCACACCACCUUGCAAGGAGGCUCUCUUCGUGGGACUGCUAACUUGUCUGACAUCAUCCGAGUUUCACCUACCUUGGAGGUCCAAGGGUCCGCGGUGGCAGGGAACCAGGUGAACGUCACCUGCCAAGUGCAGACGUUCUACCCCAAGAACCUCCAGCUGACCUGGCUAGAGAAUGGAAACGCAUCACGGACGGACACGCCCCAGGACUUCCAAGAGAACAAGGAUGGGACCUAUAACUUGACCAGCUGGCACCUGGUGAACACAUCUGCUCAUAGGGAGGACGUGCUGCUCACUUGCCAGGUGGAGCACGACAGCCAGCCAGCCCUCACCAAAAACCAUACCGUGCAGGUCUCUGCCCACCCGAAGGAGCAAGGAGGCACGGAUACCACCUCUGGUGACAAUGAUUCUUCCAGCCGGAACAUCUUCAUCGGUGUGGGCGUGGUGUGCGCUUUGCUGGUGGUCCUGCUGAUGGCAGCCCUCUACCUCCUCCGGAUCAAACAGAAGAAAGCCAAGGGCUCAACUUCUUCCACAAGGUUGCACGAGCCUGAGAAGAAUGCCAGGGAAAUAACUCAGGUACAGGCUUUGAUCCAGGACACCAAUGACAUCACCUAUGCAGACCUGAAUCUGCCCAAAGAAAAGAAGCCUGCCCCCCGGGUUCCUGAGUCCAACAAUCACACAGAGUAUGCAAGCAUUGAAACAGGCACAGGGCCUAGGCCAGAAGAUACCCUCACUUAUGCUGACCUGGACAUGGUCCAUCUUAGCCGGGCACAGCCGGCCCCAAAGCCUGAGCCAUCCUUCUCAGAGUAUGCCAGCGUCCAGGUCCAGAGGAAGUGAAUGGGACUGUGGUCGGCUCUAGGGCCCAUUUCCACAAGUUUUCUUGUCUCACGUGGAGUGGCUAGGAUGAGGACAACCAGCCAACCAGUCCUGUCCCCGGAAGGCCAGGUGGCACGGGUCUUAGGACCAGGCAUAAAGGUGGCCUUUGCCUUCCCU
Molecule: messenger RNA, 1641 nt
Organism: Acomys russatus (golden spiny mouse)
Lineage: Eukaryota; Metazoa; Chordata; Mammalia; Rodentia; Muridae
Product: tyrosine-protein phosphatase non-receptor type substrate 1-like
Exons: 7
Coding region: 16-1485 (489 amino acids)
Biological process (GO): positive regulation of phagocytosis; positive regulation of T cell activation
Cellular component (GO): plasma membrane
Source: RefSeq, a predicted model, not a curated record